AUGGAGGCAUUCGGUAUACUCGCCUCGGUUCCAGUCAACUACCACUACAACCAUCCUGAUUCGAACGUAUACCACACAAGAAAGCCUUUUAUUGACCUAUGUCCUCUCCAAAUUGGCAUUACUGUCUAUAUCCGCUUCCAGGACUUUGCGGACGCAAUGGAACCUUAUCGCGGGAACCAAGGUGACGAGGACUGGAAGACGAAGCUCCUUGUCGGCUGCCUGCAAAAGAUCAACUGGGGCCCACCGUUCCUGGCUCCAUUCUCGAACCAUGAUAGCCUAGCUAUUGAGCUACAGGGCAAAGGUUUUCCACAGUCUCCCCUUUCAGCAUUAAACGACAAAGCUGAACAAUGGCACCGAGCCGCGCGAAAAUCCAACGCGCGCUUACAGCGGCCAGAAUAUUUAUACGAGCGGAAGAUGAACCUCGGAGAAUGUGCUCUGUUUGAUAAUACAAGGACCUUGAAUUCGCGUCGUGCGUUUGAGAUGCAGGAUGUGGGUAAGGCACGGUGGUUAAGGGGGACUUGUGUGGAUAAGGAUCCCUGUCUCAAUAAACUGCGUGUUUUGCAAAGCAAGUUCGGAUAG
Molecule: messenger RNA, 579 nt
Organism: Aspergillus versicolor CBS 583.65
Lineage: Eukaryota; Fungi; Ascomycota; Eurotiomycetes; Eurotiales; Aspergillaceae
Exons: 1
Coding region: 1-579 (192 amino acids)
Source: RefSeq, a predicted model, not a curated record